Penicillium digitatum Pd1 is the source of this 198-nucleotide messenger RNA. Its product is annotated as Putative Leucine rich repeat domain-containing protein. NCBI's taxonomy places the organism in Eukaryota, Fungi, Ascomycota, Eurotiomycetes, Eurotiales, Aspergillaceae. The record is from RefSeq and is a predicted model, not a curated record.
AUGGAUCUCAUUCCUCCAUCUUACAGAUCUGCAACGGACAGAGAUGCUUGGAUAAUUAUUGCCCGCUACAUCCCUUCCAGUGACCUUUACGCUGCAUCUUUAGUCUGCCACAGAUGGCAUGGUCUAUUUAUGCCCUUCCUCUGGGGCGACCCUGCAUCUCAUUUUGGUACAAAUAACGAUGUAGUCUACGGUAAGUAA